GCACACACACUGCGGGGGGACCCCUCGGGUAGAAAACAGAGUGGCAUCUCCGGCGGCCUCUCGAUGGCGGAAGACGCGGGCAGGAAGUGGUACCCUCUCCAUUCCGCGCUCAUCUUUGGAGAUCUUCCAUCUGCCAAGAGCUUGUUUGAGAAAGGAUGCAGCGAUGCCGGCAUGCUGGUCACGUCCAACUCGAAGGGGUGGAGAGCACUGCACUUCGCCACUCAGAGUGGACACAACGAAUCAGUAGAGUGGCUAUUGAGCCUCGAGGGCUGCGACGCCGCCGCCCGAACAACCAAGGGGGAAACCGCCCUGCACCUGUCGGCGCUGAGGGGAGACGAGAGGGUCUGUCAGACGCUCAUAGACGGGGGCUGCCCGCCGGAAGCCGUGACGCGGGAGGGGAAGUCGGCGCUGCACUUGGCCGCGGCGAAGGGCCACUUGGCCGUGACGCGAUUCCUCGUCGUGGGGGCGGGACUGUCACCUUCUACUCCGGACGGAGGCGGUGCGUCCGCGGCGGCUCUCGCGCUCGCGGGCAACCACAAGUCCGUGGUCCGAUUGCUCCAGAAGAACUGCCCGGGAGUUCCCAUGGGGGUUCCCAAGCGGUCGAACAACAGCAGGCGUUCUCUCGACGCGGCGAGACUUCUGCCUUCCUCGGAACUUGCGGGGGGAUCAGGCUUCCAGGGACGGAAGGGGCGCCGCAAUCUGCGCGCGAGAGAGGGGGGGGUCAUCUUCGGCGGUGACGGCGGCGGGCGUGGCAAAGGGGGGGUUGGGAAGAGAGGCGGCGCGAAGGCCGCGGAGGAAGCGGGGCGCCGGUUGCUGGAGGCUUCCAGAGUGGGGGACACCCUUGCCAUGGGACGGGUCCUGGCGAGCGGGGACGUUGAUGUAGAAUGUGUCGGCAGGGGCAACGGGUGGACGGCGGUGAUGGAGGCAGCGGAGCACGGGUCGUUGGAAGCGGUGUCGUUCCUGUUGGACAAGGGUGCCGACCUGGAGCGUACCAACAACAAGGGUCUCACCCCUCUGCAGCUGGCCGUGCGCUCUGGGCACCUGGGGGUGACGGAGGAGCUCUUGAUUCGAGGAGCACGGCCGAACGUCACCACCAAGGCUGGUCUGUGCUUGCGCUGCUUGGCAAACUCUAUGGGCCAUGACUAUCUCGCGGAUUGGCUCUUCGCGAUGGGGGUGGCUGAUGGCGUGGACGGCGGUUGCGCUUGUUCAGGGGGCGCAAAGAGUGCCAGUGGCGGGGGCGACGAGCCUGCGUCCAGCGCCAACGCCGUAAGAGCACGGCAGCACACAGGCGGUUCCGCUCAUAGCAACGGCGGCGCACCGUCGCCGUUGCCGCCGCCGCCGCCACCGGCAGGCUCUGAGACCGGUGCCCCGACGGCGGCGCUGACGGAGUGGCUGGCGAGCCUUGGCCUCAGCGCUUACGAGAGCCGACUGGUCUCCGAGGGCUUCGAUACCCUCGAUGCCAUGUGCGCGGUCACGGAACCGGACCUCGAGGCGAUGGGCUUCAAGAAGGGCCACCUGCGACUGCUGCUGGCGCGAGCGCCGUCCGCCUCGACGCUAACCACCACCGCCAACGGCGGCCGGGGCGACAGGCACGUGUCGUUUGUAGAUGAUCGCGGAGCGCGGGCGGGGUCACCGCCGGUAGCGGUAGCCUCCGUUCCCCGCGAGGGCGGCGGCGGCGGCGGCGGCGGCGGCGGCGGCGGCGGCGGCGGCGGCUGGGUGAAUCCUACCGAAGUCAUGGCGCAACCCGUAGCGCGAGAUGUGGGUGAUGAGGACAAGGAGGAGACCGACCCCCGGUAUUGCGAAGCUUGGGUGCUGCAGCCCUCCCGGGCGCUGUCCGCGGGAGGGAGCAGCGGCGGCGAUCGGGCAAGGAGCAGCAGCAGCAGCAGCAGCACCGCCGAGGGGUUCAAGGAGCUCAAGCCGGAGGAGGUGGAGGUCGACCACGUCAUCGGGGAAGGGUCAUUCGGCGUGGUACGGCGGGCUCGGUGGAGAGGUAUGGAGGUUGCCGUCAAAGAGCUCAAGACUUGCAUCGCGUCCGCGGCUGCGGUGGCUGCGGCGGCGGGCGCGGCGACAUCGGUGGCGGUCGGUGGUGGCGAUAGCAACGAUGCGACGGCGGGGACGGAGCUGGGCGGCAAGGUGAAGCAGCGGGAUAUUGACAACUUGGUGCAGGGGCAGGAGGAGAUGCGGCACGAGGCGAGGAUGCUAGCCAAAGUGUGCAACCACAACUGCGUGGUGCAGUUCGUGGGGGUGCUGCUGCGGCCGGUGCCGUCGGUGGUGACGAUGUUUAUGGAGAACGGGUCCGUAGAGGACAUGCUGGUCUCCUCCGACAAGACGGCGACCAAGGACCUCGUGUGCCGCAUGGCCAUCGAGGCGGCAAAGGGCGUGAUACACCUGCAUAGGCAAGCAACGGUGUAGACGCUCACGCGCUAGCGCAC
Ectocarpus sp. CCAP 1310/34 is the source of this 2432-nucleotide messenger RNA. NCBI's taxonomy places the organism in Eukaryota, Phaeophyceae, Ectocarpales, Ectocarpaceae. The record is from the annotation of a GenBank genome assembly.